This is a messenger RNA of Humulus lupulus (European hop), 2504 nucleotides long. RefSeq lists its product as uncharacterized. The transcript is spliced from 5 exons. Lineage: Eukaryota; Viridiplantae; Streptophyta; Magnoliopsida; Rosales; Cannabaceae. The coding region runs from base 475 to 2295 and encodes 606 amino acids. The record is from RefSeq and is a predicted model, not a curated record.
AAGAGAAUGGAUGAUGUGGGUUAAGUCUCAAGUGAUCCGACGCGCACCAUUGCGUGCAUUAUUACUAGCCAUUUCUCUUUUAUUUAUUUUUUUUCUCUUUCUCUCUCUCUCCAUAUCGUUCUCUCUUUCUUCAUCUUCUUUUUCUUCCCCUUCUUUUUCUCUCUUUUCUCCCAAAACCCAUUUGGGUUUGGAACCUUUCGAUUCUUAUUAUGUUCUCCCUCUCUCUCAUGAUAUUUAUGUAAAAAUCCAUUCUUUAUUGGAGAAAAGAAGAAGAAGAUGUUAGUCUCCCAUCAGGUUUAACAAAAAGGCCCUCCUAUAUAGUUUGGUAAUAUCAGCAUUACUCGAAAAGAGAGAGAGAGAGAGAGAGAGAGAGAUGUGGUGAUGUACCAUAUGAAGUUUUGUGUGGAAAUUUUUUCCAAGAGCUGGUGUGCUGCUUAAAAACAAAAUCUCUUGUUCAUUUUUUUACAGAACAGGAUGUUAAUUCGUCGAGAUUUCGACCUGAAUUCGGUAGACAUGUGUACUGACUCGCCCCAUGUCUAUACUGAUUCACUAGUAGAAGUUUUCAGGGAUACUAUGCUCAAGCAGGAGAUUAUAUUUCGAAACCAGGUUCAUGAACUUCAUCGCAUUUAUAGGAUGCAAAAGACACUGAUGCAAAAUAAAAUUCAGCAGAGGCCUCUUGGUCACCAUGGACUUCUUCAUUCCAAGCAAUACAUAAGUAGUGUUGAUUCAGCGGAUUUGAAGCUAUCCCUGAGGGUUAAAGAAGAUAUCGGAAAACAUAAAAGUGGCAAGAACACUUGGUUUGAUGUCAAUAUACAUCCCUACGCUGAAAAUUUUAUUGAUUUAGAAGAAUCGAGUGCAACAACAUCGAACGAGGAUUCAGGAAAUGCACCUCCUAGCAGUGUUACCAUGACUGAUCCAAUCAUCACAAGUAGUCUGAAGAAAGAUCAAUCACAUGAGACUGUAGAGAAUAGUUCAUUUCUAGAUAACCAAGAAAAGAGCUCUUUUGAUCAAGGUUUGAAGGAGUGUGAUAGUAGUAAUGUCUUGAACCGAAAACCAUCAACCAAGAUGGAGCAAAUAAGUACAUAUGGGAAAUGGGAAGUGGACCUCAACAAAAUUUGUUGUGAUGACUCCUCUUGUUAUUCAAAUGAUCCUAUGCUGACUCAUCCUUCAACAGCCAGCUCAUCACAUACUUCCAUCGGGCUAGUUGGCACGGUAGAGGAGGGUAAUUCUCAUUCUAAAGUUUGUCCUAAAGAAUGUAACAAUUGCUCUGAUGAAACUUCUGGAAUUACUCAUCCAGAUGAUUCUGGAAAUUUUGCAUUGGUGGAUUUAAACAGUAGUAGUGAAAGAACGGAGAUAUGUGCUAAACAUCUCAAAGUUCAUGAAUUGAGUGGCAGUGAAGUGGUCCUUGGUCCUUGUGAAGAGUUUGGCUGCAACAAGAAUGAUUCUGAUGAUGUAAAUAUAAAAAAUAUGUUGGAGAUUUCAAAGAACCAAACUAAUACAUGCAUAGCUACUAUAGCAGUAAACCAUGAGAAGGGGAAAUCAGAAAAUGAUUUUUUUACUUGUUCAGAUCAUAGUAAGGAUGUGAUCCAAGAUGGACAUGGCAAUACGUCCUCAGCACCAUGCAAACCUUGCCACAUUGGUGAUAAUGAAUCCAGUAAUGCAGAGACUACGCAAUCUGAAGUGGAGUUUUUGAAUCCCUUGCCAACUGAUAGGCUUUUAGAAAACAAGAAGCCAAGGCCUUCUGACAGCAGUGAACUCACUCAUGAGUGCCUCCUCAGCGAAGAAGAAUCAGAUGAGGUUGAUGUUGAUGUUGAUGUUUCGAUCCGAAAGGCAGCUGAGUCACUUAUCCACUUCUCGUUGGAGAGUUCAGCUGUUUAUGAACAUUGUUCUAUGAAAGAUGCAGAAUCAAUUGACAUGGAAGCUAAUGAGAGAGCAAUACCACAGUCUUCUUAUGAUUCAUUUGAACUAUUCACUCUAAAACUUAAGGAAUGCAGUGAAGAUGACUUUUGUGUGUCAUCAAAGCCUUCUGAAGUAAAUUUUUCAGAGACAAAGGAUUAUGGUUUCAAGAUAAGAAGGGGCAGGAGAUUGAAAGACUUCCAGAGAGACAUACUUCCUGGCAUGGCAUCGCUGUCAAGACAUGAAAUCUGCGAAGAUAUUAACAUUCUUGAGGGAGUUUUAAGGUCAAGAGAGUACAGGAAAAACCAAGCGAAGAUGGGAGAUGGACACAGCUGGUGCACACCUGCAAGAAGCAGGCGAUCACGACUCAAUUACACUGGACGGAGAAGAUUCUCAUGAGGCCUCAUUUUAGUUAGGAAUGACAUUAGACAUGAACAUAGAUUUAUUCUGUGUAAACCUUUUAUGAUAAUAUUUAGCUAAUUUUUUUUGGAGCGUGGCUAUAGAGUAUAUAUGGAUGUGAUGCUUAAUACCACAACUAAUGAAGUUGUCGGAUCUACGUGAGAAUUUAAUAUUAUAUGGUUAGCAUUUGGUAUCCAAUGCCACAUCAA